Stegodyphus dumicola is the source of this 1945-nucleotide messenger RNA. RefSeq lists its product as uncharacterized. NCBI's taxonomy places the organism in Eukaryota, Metazoa, Arthropoda, Arachnida, Araneae, Eresidae. The record is from RefSeq and is a predicted model, not a curated record.
AUGCUCGAAACCAAAAUUGAAGGAGAAAAUAUCAGAGUGCAAUUUUUUAACGAAGACGAUUUUCGCACGGUACAAGAUUAUCUCGAAAAAGCUCCAAUCCCAUUCCACACAUUCCUUCUCACUAAAGAAAAGAACUUAAAAACAGUCAUUAAAGGUUUAACUGCACAGACCCCAAUAGAAGAAAUAAAAGAAGAGCUCAAAUUACAUGGAAUCACUGUCUUAAAACUUCACCAAAUUCAAAGAAUGCGAGAUGGAAUUCCCGCAUUGCUGCCGAUUUUCUACCUUGAAACCCCAAGAACGGCGCAGGAGAAAGAAAGAAGUUUUAAUAUAACGCACAUUAGUGACAUGCGAGUGCGAAUAGUCGGUUACAACACAAGACCCGGCCCGUCUUCAACUCAAUUGUAUAUAAGGAGCUUAGACAUCAUUUUUGAGCAUAUUUCUUCCGUAAGCAUUAUGGGAACAUCCAAGAUGUGGGUCACAUGGACAUUACUUAGCUGCUUGAUUCUCUCAGUUUCUGAAGGCUAUCUUAGCCGCGGAGGAGGAGGAGGAGGCAGUUAUGGCGGCGGUGGCGGCGGAGGCCAUAGAGGCGGAGGAGGAUACGGAGGUGGUGAUGGUUACGGCAGUGGUGGAGGAGGUGGUUAUGGUGGAGGAGAUGGAUAUGGUCACGGGGAAGGAAAUGGCCAUGGAAGUGGUUACGGAAGCGGCAUUGGAAGUGGUGGAGAAGGUGGCCAUGGUGCUGGCGGAGGUGGAGGUGGUCACGGAAGUGGAUACGAAGGUGGUGGUCACAGAGAUGGUGGCCAUGGAGGAGAGAAGAUCUUCCUUACAGUGCCCGUUAAAUCUGGUGGAGGAGGAGGAAGCUACGGAGGUGGUAAAGAAAGGUAUGGUGGAGGUGGCAGUAAAUAUGGAGGAGGAAACAGUUACGGAGGCAGUGGCGCCGGAGGUCAUGGUGCUAGUGCAGAAGGUGGUUAUGCAGGUGGCGAUGGGUAUGGAAGCGGAAAUGGUCAUGGAUAUGGAAGUGGUGGAGGAGGUGGUCAAGGAAGCGGUUCUGGUUAUGGAAGCGGCGGUGGAGGUGGUCAUGGAAGCGGUAGUGGAAGUGGUUAUGGAAGCGGCAGCGGAAGUGGUUAUGGAAGCGGUAGUGGAAGUGGCUAUGGAAGCGGUAUUGGAAGUGGUGGAGGAGGUGGUGCUGGCCAUGGAGGUGGCGGUCAUGGAAAAAAUAUUUUCCUUGCAGUGCCUAUUAAAUCUGGCGGAGGAGGUCAUGGACAUGGUAAGGGGAGCUAUGGAGGUAGUGCCAGCAAAUAUGGAGGCAGCAGCAGCGGAUAUUCCCUUUCCAGCAUUGGAGAAGGUGGAUACGAUGGUGCUGAAUAUGGAAGCGGACAUGGCAAAGGUAUGGCCCACGUAGGUCUCAGCCUUAAAGGUACUGGAGGUGGACAUGGUAGUAGAGGUGAAGAAGGAGGCCAUGGUGGAGGCUCUGGAGGUGGAAGUGGAUCAGGUAGUGGAUCUGGAAGUGGACAGGGCAGUGGAUAUGGCAGCGGAUCAGGCAGCGGAUAUGGCAGCGGAUCAGGAAGUGGACAGGGUAGUGGAUCAGGAAGUGGACAGGGCAAUGGAUCAGGCAACGGAUAUGGCAGUGGAUCAGGAAGUGGAUAUGGUGGAGGAUCUGGAAAUGAUGGUAAAGGAGGAAAAGGUGGAUACUGGUAAUCAUUUCCAGAAAUAAUCUGACAUGAGAAGUUGUUAGAAGUUGUUUCUCCGUUUGAAAAUCAUGGAGCUUCUUGCACAACUGAUGUUCCUCGUAGCAUUCUGACUGUUUGGUAUCAGUAACUAGGAUUGAUAGAUAUUCUUGGUCAGAGAUCCAAGCGAAAAAAAAAAGGAUCAAAGGCAUUGGGGUGGUCCUUUUUCUGUAUAAUUUCUUUAAACUCAUGCAGUAAUAAAGUGAGAUUUGUAAAUAUUA